AUGGUAUCCGUAAAUGACUUUGAGAACUCCGUCCAUCAGACUGUUUUAUCUGACGCGCUGCAGCACCAUCACCACCACCAGGCGACCCGGAACUUCUCCGUGUCGCACUUGCUCAACCUGGAACACGUGGACUUUUCGGAUGCGUCGUCACUCGGUGACGCCACGGGGCACAACGGCGCGAUGGACGGCGGGGAUGAUACCUCGACAGGCUGCUACGAAGCUGGAUCAGAGGAGGGACUCACACCAGCCCAGGUAAAACAGAGAAAAAAACAAAGGCGGAAUCGAACCACCUUCAACACGGCACAGCUGGAUGCGCUGGAGAGGAUAUUCGAGAGAACACACUACCCAGACGCCUUUUUAAGAGAAGAACUAGCUAGAAAGGUGGACCUCAGUGAAGCCAGGGUACAGGUUUGGUUCCAAAACCGACGGGCGAAAUUCCGGCGCAACGAACGAAGUCACCAAGCAUCCAAGACGACAGCCCGCCGAGUCGCGGGCAAUGUGAACGGCGUCAGUGUGGAGCAACCGGUGGCGGCCCGGCCGUGUCCCGUCACGAACCCAGCCGACUUCGCCUCGUGGAGCCCUACUACCUACAGUCGCCUCGCCGGCACGGUGAGCAUGUCGCCCGGUAGCGCACCCACGCUGAUGAACCCAUGCAUGGUGGGGGCGGACAGCUCUGGAGUAGGGCUUGGAAUAGGGCCGAGCCUGGCGAAUCUUAGGCUACGAGCGAGGGAGUACAGCAUGCACCAGAUACCUCUAAUGUGAGGUCCACCUCCUGAUGUUUGAAAAAACAUCAACUCAAAAAACUGAACUUCUGCUUCCAAUUGGGGAUAAAAAACAAAACCACAAGAUGAGGAUUGGCUGCUUAAUGCAAUCACGUCACUCUUACGUCACUAACGAUCAUUGGCGGUGGAACCAGUUUAAUGUCUGAAAUAUUCAAUGCAUGUUACCGUAGCUAAGGCCAAGGUGCAACCCGAAAAAGCAGACAGCAACCUCUGGGACCCAUAUGGACGUGUCCAGAUUCGGUAGGUAUAGGCCUACUUAAGUACUUAUCUUAAAUUAACUCAGAAAUUUAGCGAGACAACUACUGAUAACUAAAACGAAUGAAUUCAAAAGGGAAUAUUUAGUGGACCUUUUGAAGCCAGAGCCCGCCACAAUUUUACAUGUUUAGCGCAUGUUCUAGGAGUAAAAUUCUUUCACCAAAUUUGCAAAACAAAUUGAAGGGAGUUCCAAAAGCAAAUAGUGGGGAUAACAUCACCAAACUGGAAGAAGAGAAACAAAGCACUCAAAGGUUGAAGUGUGAGUUCUCUCCUGUAUAAAACAAAGAUUUAUGCACAAGGAAAACAUCCGCCAAAGGCAGGAAUUUGAAGAAGAUGAAGUAGAAAUGAUUGGUUUGUCUUACAGUACAUUAAUGAUUCUGAUGUUUGUCAUUAAUCACAUCGAAUACGUACAAAGAUUCGAGUGUCGUGGCCGAGCGGUUAAGAGCACUGGACUCAAGCUCUGGUGUUUCUAAUCAACAGCGUUUGGAUUCGAGUCCCGGUCGUGGCACUUGCGUCCUUGAGAAAGACACUUUUAAUACCAUAAUGCUUUGUGGGACAUUAAGCCGUAUUUCGAGUGAUAUAAUUUGUAGUUAACUUAAAAAUAAAAAUAAAAACUUCAUGUAAGUUUUUAUAAUGGUGUUUCUGGUUCACAAACUUAAUCUAUACACGUGUGCUUUCCUGUAAACAACUGCAACCAAAGCAUUCAUUUCCCUCACUUUUUGUUCCAAAAGUCAAAAUAUUCGUAUAUUCAUUGUUUAAUUCAAAAUGGAGUUGCAACAAAAAUUACAUUGCCAUGGAAACCGCUAGGUAUCUGGAAAUGUAGAGUCCACUCCGGGAAAUAGUCAUUCAGAAAUAGGCAUACUCCAAAUCAAGCUAUUGAAAGAGUUAUCCUAUUAUUAUUAAUAAAACACAGGGUGAAUUAAAGGGAAGGUACA
Asterias rubens (European starfish) is the source of this 1972-nucleotide messenger RNA. RefSeq names its product paired mesoderm homeobox protein 2-like. Gene Ontology annotation, molecular function: DNA binding; DNA-binding transcription factor activity, RNA polymerase II-specific. Gene Ontology annotation, biological process: regulation of DNA-templated transcription. Lineage: Eukaryota; Metazoa; Echinodermata; Asteroidea; Forcipulatida; Asteriidae. The transcript is spliced from 3 exons. The record is from RefSeq and is a predicted model, not a curated record. The coding region runs from base 1 to 762 and encodes 253 amino acids.